AUGGAUAGCGAUCUGAGAGACCUUACCAAGAAGGAGAGACAGAUUCGCAACUCCAUUAAAACAGUGUUUCAGUUCACGAUUGACUACAAACCUGAACUACAUAAAGAUGAGUUGGGAAUUCGUUUGCAAUUGCUAGAAGAGGCGUUCAGCGAGUUUAAAGAAGUGCGCCAGAAGAUCGAAGUGAUGAUGGAAGUGAUUGCGGAAGAAAGUGAUCCUCUAGAAGGUGAAACAGCGCAGGAUCAUGCUUCACGGCUGGAGGCUGAAGCAAAGCAGAAGGAGGCGGAGAAUUGUGCUGUGUACAGUAAGGUGGAGAAUCUGUAUUGCAAAAUUAAGGCCAGUCUACUUCGUUUGAUGCCCGAAAAGAAGGUUGAUCCAGCACCAGUUCCUGUUCCUGUUCUGUCUACCGUGAAGCUCCCGGAAAUUACACUUCCCAAGUUUUCCGGUAUGAUCCAUGACUGGAUUCCGUUCAGAGACUCAUUUCUUAGCGUGAUUCACAAGAACGAGACGAUCAGCGACAUGGACAAGUUCAAGUACUUAAGGUCGUCGCUGGCACCUGAGGCACUGCGGCACAUUGACAACAUUGAUGAAUCCGCUUUGAACUACACCGUGGCUUGGGAUGCGCUUGUGAGCCAGUUCCAGCAUAAGAAGCUCAUCGUCAAAGCACAUUUGGAUGCCAUUUUUGCUGUGGAACCCAUGAGACGUGAAAGCUUCGAGUCGCUCAACAAAUUGAUCUGUGAGUUCGACAACAACCUCCAAAUGUUGAAAAAGAUUGGUGAACAAACCGACGGCUGGAGCACUUUGCUCGUCUACAUGAUUUGCUUGAAACUCGAUACUGGAACUCUGAGACUUUGGGAAACCGAACACAACUCCAAAGAAGUCCCGAAGUAUACCGAUUUGAUGAAGUUCCUGAGGAAGCAGAGCGGUGUCCUACAAUCCCUUCCACAGACGAGCAAACCAAUCCAGAAUGAGUACCGGAAGCCGAAGCUGGGAGUUAGCCAUCCAACUCUAUCAGGUCGUUGUUGUUUUUGCUCUGAACCGUUUCACCAAGCUGUCUUCUGCAAGAAGUUCCAGAAAAUGAAGCUGUCGGAACGAUACGAUGCUGUGAAGCGGAACGGAUUGUGUUUCAACUGCUUAUCACAGGGUCAUCUAUCGCGCAGCUGUUCCAGAGGUUCCUGCCUGAAGUGUGGAAGGAGACACAACACGUUGCUGCAUCCGUCGUACGAGUCGGCGAACAGUGCUACAAAAUCCUCCGUUCCACCGACGGCAAGAAGAAACCCAAACGACCACCAAAAUCAACAAACGAGACCUCAAAACCUGAUCCCAGCUAGAACACACAACACAAACCAGACCGCACCACCCACAUUCACACCACAGUCGCAAAGUACACUCCCACAAUCCGCCACAGACCCAAAUGCACUUCCUCCCUCCACGAGCCAGAACACUGUGUCCCUACACUCCCAUGCACACUCGUCCAAACAACAAGUUUUGCUCUCGACUGCGAUCGUGCGAGUUAAAGAUCGGUUCGGGAACUACAAGCUCGCUCGUGCCCUGCUCGAUUCAUGUUCUCAAUACUGCUUUGUGACCUCCAAAUUUUGUCGAAAGCUGAAUCUCGAGGAAUUCCAGGAUUUUCUGGCCAUCCAAGGUAUUGGAAGUUCUGGAGGCGUGUCCAAGAAUGCAGUUUUGGCGACAGUCAGUCCUCGAACGUUCCUGAUCUCGGACUUUGAAGAAGACAUCCAGUUCAACGUUCUGCCCAGACUCACUGUGUCCUUACCAGCUGAAAGCUUCGACAUCAGUCGUUGGGAGAUUCCGGAGGACAUUGUGCUGGCAGAUCCGAACUUCCACGAGAACAACGAGAUCGAUAUGUUGAUUGGAGCGGAGUAUUUCCUGGACUUGCUGCAAGACGGGACAAUGAAACUGUGCGAUGGUGGUCCGACUCUCCAGAACACCGUGUUCGGUUGGAUUGUUGCUGGACGGAUCCCAGAAGAGCCCAACCGCGGUCCGCAAGCAGCAGUGUUUCUGUGUUCGCUAGUGGAAUUGAACGAUCAGCUCGCAAAAUUCUGGGAACUUGAAACCUGUCACGAGAAAAGUACCUACUCCGUUGAAGAGUUCUUGUGCGAGGAUAUUUAUCGGAAAACCACCAUCCGAGACGAGAGCGGACGCUAUGUUGUCACGCUAGCGAAGAAGACCGACGUGAUACAACAGCUGGGAGACACACGAAGCAGUGCAGUCAAGCGGUUCCUGAGCUUGGAACGACGGUUCGCUUUCAACCCGGAACUCAAGGCGAUGUACGCUGCGUUUAUCCAUGAGUAUCAGUCGCUGGGACACAUGGAGGAGCUGGAAGAUACGCAAACCGAGGUUCCUGCUUACUAUCUUCCACACCGCGCCGUCCUGAGACCGGAGAGUACAACCACGAAGCUGUGCGUCGUCUUCGACGCUUCCUGUCGGAGUACAACUGGAGUGUCGCUGAACGAUGGGUUGAUGGGUUGA
This is a messenger RNA of Culex quinquefasciatus (southern house mosquito), 2487 nucleotides long. RefSeq lists its product as uncharacterized. Lineage: Eukaryota; Metazoa; Arthropoda; Insecta; Diptera; Culicidae. The record is from RefSeq and is a predicted model, not a curated record. The coding region runs from base 1 to 2487 and encodes 828 amino acids. The transcript has a single exon. Gene Ontology annotation, molecular function: nucleic acid binding; zinc ion binding.